AGGACAAGAGGAUAGAAGAAAAAAGAACAAAGAGGAAAUGGUGGCUUUUCUUCUUCUCGUCAAUUCACACCCUAAAUCAUAUCCAGCACUUGACGAUUUAAAGCCACAACAAUGAAAUUGGAAGGCAUACGGAAUUCUAGAUGAAAUGCAGCAAGAAAAAACGACGUCGUAAGUCAUCAUCACCUUCUUGUCCUCUCCCCUCGCUAAUGGUUUCCUCUCUCCUCCACUGCGGCUUUAUUAGUCGCCCUAAACGGUGCCGAAGUGGUGGUAUCAAAGACAACAGCGAGUCGCCACGACAGCCAAUCAACAGAAACCGAAACGCCACUAUCCUAAUCGGGGAUAAUGUUAUCUCUGAACCUCCCUGUUCAGGUCCCAAACACUUUCCCUCCGCUCAAACCUAAGCCUACUCUCUCGUCGUCACAAGUGACGGGAACAGCAACUGGAAUUGUUCCGACCACCGGCUUGUCAUCCUGCUCCUCUCAAAUCUCCAUAGCCAAACGCCACGAGCUUCGGGCAACCACCGCCGGGAACGUCGCUAUCCAGGAAGAGGAUAAUGAUGGGAGUAUGGUCGCCGGGGAGGAGGAGCUGCCGGAGGGGCUCCAAAGAGACCUGAUGCCGAAGCACGUGGCAAUUAUCAUGGACGGAAACGUAAGGUGGGCAAAACAGAGGGGUUUGCCGUCGUCGGGGGGCCACCAGGCCGGCGUUGAGUCUCUGAGGAAAAUCGUGGAACUCUGCGGCAGAUGGGGGAUUCAGGUUCUCACCGUUUUCGCCUUCUCGACAGAUAAUUGGAUUCGGCCCAAGGUGGAGGUUGAUUUCUUGAUGAGCUUGUUCGAAAGAUCUUUGAAAACAGAAGUGCAUAAACUUGCGAAGCAAGGUAUUAGAAUAUCCAUAAUUGGGGAUUCAUCCAAGCUCUCAAAGUCUCUUCAAACCACCAUAACUGAGGUAGAGGAGAUGACGAAACACAAUUCCAGACUCCAACUCAUUGUAGCAGUCAGCUACAGUGGGAAAUAUGAUGUUCUACAGGCCUGCAGAAGCAUUGCCCAGAAAGUCAAGAAGGCUUUUAUCCAACUUGAUGACAUUAAUGAGCAACUGAUUGAGCAAGAACUAGAAACAAAUUGUACCGAAUUCCCUUACCCAGAUCUGCUAAUUAGAACCAGUGGAGAACUUAGGGUCAGUAACUUCUUACUGUGGCAAUUGGCUUACACAGAACUCUACUUUGCACCAGACCUAUGGCCUGAUUUUGGGAAGGAGGAGUUUGCAGAGGCAUUAACUUCGUUUCAGCAGAGGCAGAGACGCUAUGGCGCUCGCUCGCAGCUGACGGAGAAAGACAAGGGUAUCUCUGGAUUGAUUGGUUAGUUCAUCAAGGUCUGAUAUAUACUUGAUAUAUGAGGUAAAAAAAUGUUGUAUACUUAGUAGAAAAGUUUUAGUCCACUGUAAAGAAUCUAUUGAAAAUCACUUCAGCCCUUCCAUUAUAAAGGAUGUUAAGAGGGGUAUGACAUAAUUGUAGGCUAUAAGUUACACCAGUUAAUUUUACUAAAUCUUUUUAUCA
Carica papaya (papaya) is the source of this 1549-nucleotide messenger RNA. RefSeq names its product Undecaprenyl pyrophosphate synthetase family protein (gene CPT4). Gene Ontology annotation, molecular function: ditrans,polycis-polyprenyl diphosphate synthase [(2E,6E)-farnesyl diphosphate specific] activity. The record is from RefSeq and is a predicted model, not a curated record. Lineage: Eukaryota; Viridiplantae; Streptophyta; Magnoliopsida; Brassicales; Caricaceae. Gene Ontology annotation, cellular component: chloroplast stroma. Gene Ontology annotation, biological process: plastid membrane organization; response to cold; polyprenol biosynthetic process.